CGUGGCGUGCCGCGGGGACUUCCCCUGGGCUGAGCUGCGCAGCGGGAUUUUGGCCAAAUUGGGCGAGGGUACAAUAUUACCACUUACCCCUUCUCACCGAGGAAGAGCGGGAGAAAGGGUAUGGCACAGUCCCAAGGCUGGCUGAGAAGAUACUUCAAGGCCUUCUGUAAAGGCUUCUUUGUGGCAGUGCCCGUGGCAGUCACGUUCCUGGAUCGGGUCGCCUGCGUGGCGCGAGUGGAAGGAGCCUCCAUGCAGCCUUCUCUGAACCCCGGGGGCUGCCAGUCCUCUGAUGUGGUCCUACUGAACCACUGGAAGGUGAGGAAUUUUGAAGUCCAGCGUGGAGACAUUGUGUCACUGGUGUCUCCUAAAAACCCAGAACAGAAGAUCAUUAAGAGAGUGAUUGCUCUUGAAGGCGACAUUAUAAGAACCAUUGGACACAAAAACCGUUUGGUCAAAGUCCCCCGUGGUCACAUGUGGGUUGAAGGCGAUCACCAUGGACACAGUUUUGAUAGCAAUUCUUUUGGACCGGUUUCUCUGGGACUUCUGCAUGCUCAUGCCACACAUAUCUUGUGGCCUCCAGAGCGUUGGCAGAGACUGGAAUCUGUGCUUCCUCCAGAGCGCUUCCCAAUCCAUAGCAAUGAUGAGUGACCGCGUGAGAGGCCCAUCAUAGGAGGAGCUGCAGACACCAGAAGCAUCCUACCCAAGAGAUGCUCCAAUGAUGCUGAGCAAGAGACCUCUGUAUUUCUUUAAGGUGGUCUGGAAUUUCACAAAAAAAAAAAAAGAUUUUCAAUAU
Messenger RNA from Chionomys nivalis (European snow vole), 793 nucleotides. It is a transcript of the gene Immp2l, whose product is annotated as inner mitochondrial membrane peptidase subunit 2. Gene Ontology annotation, biological process: mitochondrial respiratory chain complex assembly. Lineage: Eukaryota; Metazoa; Chordata; Mammalia; Rodentia; Cricetidae. The transcript is spliced from 7 exons. Gene Ontology annotation, molecular function: serine-type endopeptidase activity. Gene Ontology annotation, cellular component: membrane; mitochondrial inner membrane peptidase complex. Bases 121 to 648 code for a protein of 175 amino acids. The record is from RefSeq and is a predicted model, not a curated record.